GUGAGUUUUGUUUAGCGAAAUAAGAAAAAGGAAAGAGUGUACGAAGGGUGAAAAAGAAGGGCGUCUCAUAAAAAGAAAGCCUGCCGGCGUGCGGAUGAUUUCUUAGUGCAUUUAUGCAAAGCAGAAGGAGAGAAGAAGACGCUCGCUGUCCUUAUUUCGAGUAAUUAGUGGUCGGCGAGUCGAGAGAGAGGGUAGAGGAGCGUGUGUGAUUCUAAAUACACGCCCGCCCCUUAAUUUAUAUCUAAGGGUAAAACAGUAAGAGUAAAGAUGUGGUGGGGACAGUCUUGCGAGAGGGGAAGUGAGGGCGCUUGCGUCUUGGCCGUUCACGAGGCUUUGUCUAAUCGGAUUCAUUAACAGCGAAACGGGAAUUAUGCGUCCAUUGCUAGUCGGCAUAUUUUUGAACACAGUCGGACUUUCAACCCCUCGAAGAAAACGUUAUUCUGCCGGGACUCGAACCGAGAUCAGAAAACAAAAUUCAAAAUUCAAGCAUGCUCCUAGACUAGUAGUAAAUACAAGAAUCAAAAUGACGCAAUCCCAUUAUUCUCUACGUUGGAACAACCAUCAAUCUCACAUAUUGGCGGCCUUUGAAGCGUUGCUACAAGCGGAAACUUUGGUCGAUGUCACUUUGGUAUGUGCGGAAACUUCGGUGCGAGCUCACAAGGUCGUACUCAGCGCUUGCAGUCCCAUGUUCCAGAGGAUAUUUUCGGAGAACCCUUGCAAACAUCCUGUGAUUGUUUUGAAAGAUUUUAACGGAUGGGAAGUCCAAGCGAUAGUAGACUUCAUGUACAAAGGUGAAAUCAGCGUGAUCCAAGAACAACUCCAAUGUCUAAUAAAAGCGGCGGAAAGCCUCCAAGUGCGCGGCCUGGCCAAUCAAGACCCCUUCGGCAUAGACAAAGAAUCAAGCAGUAUCGUAAACCAAACCCCAACCCCUUCGGCAUCCCCAAACGAUUACGACAACCCCAAACAAUUCUACUCGGGCAACAGCAAUAAAUAUUCAGCGCCGGUACGAAAUCCCAUGGAAAGAUUCUCGCCUAUCAAUUUCGAGCCUUCGCCAAAGCUACCUCACAUGUCCAGGCUGUCCUUUUCUGAUACGCAUAUUCCGAGAUCAGAAUGUCAUUCGCCCAUUCCCAGAAGGAAACAAGCGAGACCGAGAAGAAGAUCGGGCGAGUUGAACAACCCUCAGGACUUGUGCCUGAACAAACCGUCUGAUGCGCAUCAGCAAGAAGAAACCGCCGAAAAUUUGUGCAUGAAAAAGAAAGACGAUAGCAAGUUGCACAUAAAAGAAGAGGCCGGACGAAAAUCGUGCACGCCCGAGCCGAUGCUGCGCAGUCCGGAAAUCGAUUUGAGUCAAUGCGCAAAGGAUUUUAGAGGGUCGCCGGUUUCUGCGCAUCAGCCCAGUAUGACGUUGAAACAGGAAAUUGAUAGUCAAUCGCCGUUGCCGUUUCCACCGAUGCCAACUGUUUCGGCUUUGGCUAUGACACCACCUCAUAGUAAAUUUUUUGGACUGGAUUCGCCCCUUGGACUGUUUCCGCCUGGAUUGGACGCUUGCCGGAAUCCCCUCUUCGACAUGACCGAUCCUAGAACCACCAUAGACUCGCCCAUGUUUGUGAAGAAGAAAAUGGGUAGACCAAAAGGUCAGCAUUCGGCACCACGCGGCGGUCCGCCUCGGUCCUGGACAAACGCCGAACUGACCGAAGCACUCCAGCACGUCUGGAACAAGAAAAUGACCACCAGUCAAGCGUCCAGGAUAUUCGGGAUACCGUACAAUUCGUUGCUGAUGUACGUCCGAGGUAAAUACGGCAAAAGCCUCAAGUUGGAACAGCUGAGGAAAGAUUGCAUCGGCGGGCCGAAUCCUUCGAUGGAUUUGUUGGGCAAUAUGACGGGGAAUAAUAAUAAUAACAAUUUGCCGAAAGGAGGCGAAAGGGAACAGGAACCGAUUCAGCCAAAUACGAGGCCGUCGAGUACCGAUCAGGAUCAACCACCGCCUCAACAUCCGAUGUUCCCGUUCGGCCACAAUUUCUACCCGGACUUUGGCACAGGCUUCCCGAUCCCGGUCAGCAUGAUCCACCUUUUGCCUCAGAGCGAAAAGAACCGGACGGAUCACAACGCGUACGGCCAAACCGCUCCGCACGAAGACGAACUCGCCAAACAAAAUCAACUCAAAGACAUGGAAGACGAUCAGAUCGUCCAGGACUUGUACAGGCCGCCGCAAUUGAGCGUGGACGAUAGGCGGGAAUUGGUACACCAAAACGGUCAAGAUUAAUUUGUUAGUUGAUGAAUUGGUUAACGGACAUGGCAGAAUGAUAAAAACGGCGGAAAAAUUAUUGUAUUGGUGCCAUUAGGGGCGAGAGCACGGUAAAAAUAAUUGAGCCCGGAAUAUGGCAAGCUGUUUUUAUCAUUUAUUUUUGUGAUUUAUUGAAGCUCAUUCGAGUGUUUAAUUGAAAUUCAGAUCAACUCUUCUGAUCCACAAUUCCAAUGGUUCUGACACACAAAUGUUUGAUUCAAAUAAAUACUUGAUUUAAAGUUUCAAUAAACUCUGCUGUGUAGAUUGUAUUCCGUUAAUUAAUUUACUUUUUAGGGGCAAUAUUAGUUAAAUAUAACAUUUAGGCAAAAUUGUAAAAAAGAAAAUCAUCAUUGUUUUUGGAUAAUAUUAAAUUUAAGUCUUGUAUAUUAUUAUAUUUGUUUUUGAUAAUGGAGCUUCCUUUUAGGAUUUUGAAUUUUUGUAUAUGUAUUAUUAUUCAAGAUAUUAAAAAAAGAAAAAAAAAAAAAUAUCAUACUAAUAAAUCUUUUAUUAGAUAAUGGAUUUCCACCAAGUAAAAGCCGAUUCAAUCAAAAUCAUACUAAUAAUUUAGUGUGCCAAAUUAUUAAUAUCUUGAAUUAUUGACGAGGGUGUGCAAUGGCCGAUUUUUGUGUAAAUAGAAUUAAAAUAAGACUGAUAUAUCAUUAUGCCAAGAUGUUCCGACUACAAACUACAUAAAAAAAAAGCAUAAUAACUAACAAUUUUAUUUUUUAAUACUACCACUAUAUACAGUUCCUGAUAUAUACAGAUUUUUUACCAAAUAUUUACAUAUACAGUUUUCCGUUUCUAUGUUCAACCAAAAUAUUCUGCGAACGGGUCAAUUUAUAAUAACCUGUCCAGGAUAUAUCCUUUAUUGAAAUAAAACUGCGAUAUUAGUAAUUUUUACAAUAAAUAAAUACAGUUUGUACAGUAUAAAGAAUUUUAACUAAGAUUUUGUUUUUAACAGAUAUUGUAUUUUUUCAACAAAAUACCCACUCCCUUAAUUAAUUAUUACAACCGAUUAUAUUUUUAUAUAAUAUUUGCAAUAGAAUACUAUAGAAAUACAUUAGUUGGAACAGACUUAUUAGUUUUAAAUUUUCAUUAAAUUUUGGCAAAGUGAUGUGAUG
Ceutorhynchus assimilis (cabbage seed weevil) is the source of this 3405-nucleotide messenger RNA. The record is from the annotation of a GenBank genome assembly. NCBI's taxonomy places the organism in Eukaryota, Metazoa, Arthropoda, Insecta, Coleoptera, Curculionidae.